Molecule: messenger RNA, 3229 nt
Organism: Ictalurus punctatus (channel catfish)
Lineage: Eukaryota; Metazoa; Chordata; Actinopteri; Siluriformes; Ictaluridae
Gene: rybpa
Product: RING1 and YY1 binding protein a
Exons: 5
Coding region: 127-1131 (334 amino acids)
Biological process (GO): positive regulation of DNA-templated transcription
Cellular component (GO): nucleus
Molecular function (GO): transcription coregulator activity; DNA binding
Source: RefSeq, a predicted model, not a curated record
CUGGUCACGUGACGAGUGGCCGCCUGGCUCUGCAGCGGGUUCAGCUCUGUGCUACAGCGGCGAGUCUGGCUGCGUGUGGAAGCGCCACACUGUAAAUUACUGCAGGAACACAGCGCUUCUCCCAUUAUGGGCGACAAGAAAAGCCCAUCCAGGCCAAAAAGACACGCCAAGCCCUGUGCAGACGACGGAUUUUGGGACUGUAGUGUCUGCACGUUCCGCAACAGCGCCGAGGCGUUCAAAUGCAGCAUGUGUGAUGUGCGCAAAGGCACGUCCACAAGAAAACCUCGUCUGAACUCACAGCUUGUGGCGCAACAAGUAGCGCAGCAGUACGCCUCUCCUCCACCAGCUAAGAAAGACAGGAGGGAGCGCACAGAGCGAGACGACCACUACGACAUAGACAAUUCAGACUCGGACAGGCCAAGUGUAGACAACUCUGACUCGGACAGACUGGGCCCAGACAGCAGUCACUUGGACAGAGGACACACACAUAAGGACAGGAGACAGGAGCGCAUUGGAUUGGACAAACCUCAGCUAGUACAAACAUCAGUGGAAAGGAGGCCUGAGAGACCAGGUCUAAACCAGGAACUGCACAGAGAACUUCUGGAUAAGGUUCAUUCACACAGGCCGCAAAUGGAAAAAGACCCUCAUACAGGUGCAUCUGGGACACAAGUGGCCGAGAAGGAGGACAUGAAGAAAAACAAAGUAGAGAAGGCAAUGGUGGACAAGCACAAAGAGAGGGAAAAGGUGCCUGGUUCCAACAAAAAGCCGACUGCUAAGAAGAUAAAACCCAAGAUCCUCAAUAAAGGUCCUCCAAGUGAAAGAAGCAGCAUGAAAUCUGGCAAAUCGGCCACUAAGAGCAACAAAUCAAUUAUUUCAAGGCCUAAGCUGAAGAACAUAGACCGAAGCUCAGCUCAGCAGUUGGCCAUAACAGUGGGCAACGUUACGGUCAUCAUCACAGACUUUAAGGAGAAGACACGCUCCUCAUCCACCUCCUCGUCCACUGCCACUUCCAGCAGUGGCAGCUCUGAACAGCAACACCUGAGCUCCAGCUCGGAGAGUACUGAUAGGGGGUCAUCCCGUGCCUCUACUCCACGCAGAGACCUUACUUCUGGACACAAUGAGCUCCUUUGAGCCUGGAAGAUGGAAGUCAUGAAUCCUCAAACACAUUGAUAAUGCACAGAUAGAACCUUUACACUUAAAAGGAUGAAGGAUCAUUAUCAUGCAUGGCACCGUUUCCGUCUUGAUAUUUUAUGCCAAGGUGUGCCAUGUGUUUCAAUACUGUUUUUAACACACCCACCUCAACUCCCCACACAACUCACAAGUAUCACCUGCAUCACUUGAGUGGCCACUUGGAGCACAAGAGGAAGAGGAUGUAGCACAUCUUGGGUAAAGCUACAUUAUAUGGCCUAAAGUUUGUGGACACGUGACCAUCACAUCCGUAUGUGGUUCUAACCCAAACUGUUGCCACAAAGCUGGAAGCACACAAUUCCAUAGGAUAUCUUUGUGUGCUGAGAGGUCCAUGAAGACAUGGUUUGCCAAGGUUGGAGUGGAAGAACUCGAGUGGACUGCACAGAGCCCUGAACUCAACCCCACUGAACACAUUUGGGAUGAACUGGAACGCUGACUGCACCCAAGGCUUUCUCACCUGACAUCAGUGCCUGACCUCACUAAUGCUCUUGUGGCUGCAUGAGCACAAUUGCCCACAGCCAUGCUCCAAAAUCUAGUGGUAAGCCUUCUCAGAAGAGUGGAGGUUAUUAUGACUGGAAAGGGGGACUAAAUCUGGAAUGGGAUGCUCAACAAGCACAUAUGAUUGUGAUGGUCAGGUGUCCACAUCUUUGGCCAUAUAGUGUAUUUCCUUGAUUUGUAACGGUGUAUUUCCACUGAACUCUGUACUGUCAUAUAGUCAUACAUGCUAGCAAGUCAGCCAAAGGUGUGCUAAAUUUUAAUUAUUAUGUACAUAUAUACAUUUUUGUUGUUUUGAAAAGGAAAUUGUAUUAGAUCUCCUAAAAGUCUACAGUAAAUUUGACUGGAUUCCUUGGGCCUUCAAGGAGUCAGAGAGCCUUUUCUAAUAUUCCCAUGAGCCAACAAUGUAUUGGAACAGCCCUGGAGAUGGUGACUGAUUUUAGUUUUAAAAACAGUAUUGAAAUGCAUGGAUGGUUUUCACACUACUUCCCAGAGAGAACUUUAGAGUCAAAGUUGUGGAGUCAGCAUUUUUAAGUGGUAGAAAAUGAAACCGUCUGUAUGUUUUGAGCCUUAGAUCUGCAGUUUACAUAAUUGUUCUCUGUUACGAAAAUGUCCUGUAUGAUUCUCCAACACGGACUAUCCCCAGACCACAUUCUGACACGGUAUAUGUCAGGUGAAGGUGUCACAGUUGUGAGAAAAACACAUAGAACCUCCCAGAGGAAAAAAGUGUACUUUUGAUUUGUUAAAUUAAUGAUUGUAUUUAUAAACUGUGAUAAGAACAAAUAAUCUUGUAGAUGAACUGGAACUGCAAACAUGAACAUACUAAAAGACUGUUGUUCUAGGUGCUAACAUACAUUAAUAAAGGUGAUGGAUGGAUUGGAAAACACCUAUGAAUAAUAUGAAACACGUUUAUCAGCAUUUGAAGAAUAAUGUUCAAUGAAAUCUAUUCAGUAAAGGUCAUUUUUAUAUUGAUGGGUGUUUAUGUAUUGUCAGUCUAUCAUUGAUCAAAACCCAUAUGAUCUGUUUGAGAACCAUUCUUGUAAAUGCUACUGCUAAAUGAUGUUACCAAGCUUUUUGCUUGCCACAAGGACACAUUGUUUUAAGUCGCUGUGAGACAAGUAAGCAGCAAAACUUCAUCCAAUUCAUUACUGCCUCAAAGCAUUAUGAAACUGUUGAUGUGAUCUUUAUAGAUGAAAUGUCUUUAAUUAGUGUAUUUAUUUUGUGCAAGCAAUUCUGUUCUUGUGUAUAAUCGGUAACCUUAAUUUACUAUGUAAAGAUGGUUACAUAUAAGGAAUACUUGUCAUAAUAUAGAUUAACACUAUGUUUAUCUGUGGUGUAUUGAGUAUCUGGCACAGUUUCUUAGUUAUUUUGGCAUAUUAUUCCAGUUGUUGUGUGUUAAAACAGCAGUUAUUGCAUACACUGUUUCUCUCAAUGCUGCUUGUUUUUUGGGUUUUUUCCAUCUGCUCAGUCUGAAGUAAAUUCUGCUUGCUGAAUUCUGCUUGUAGCAUAGCUUUCAUUUAAAAUAAAGUAACUGCAUUUGUUUGUU